ACUUCACGGUGCUCAGCGUUCCUGUUCUGCUCUUUUGGGUCGUCCGUCGCGGAGGCGUCCAGGCCAUCGUUCUUCUUUCAGCCUAUGUGGCAUGGUAUACGUUUAUGGAUGAUGCUCCUAAGCGGGGAGGACGGUUUCUCCGGACCCUGCGGCAGCGAGCGUUCUGGAAGCACUUCGCAGCCUACUUCCCUAUGAAGCUGACCCGGGAAGAAGAACUCGAUCCGGAGAAAAAUUAUGUUUUUGGCUAUCACCCGCAUGGUAUCAUCAGUUUGGGCGCCCUUUGCAACUUCGGAACAGAGGCGACUGGCUUUGCGCAGCUUUUCCCAGGUAUCGAUUUACGGUUGCUGACAUUGACCAUGAACUUUCGCAUACCUUUCUUUCGAGAGUAUUUGCUUGGAAUGGGCAUCAAUGAUGUCAGUCGAGAAUCCUGUGAACGGAACCUUUCUCGUGGACCUGGAUCGUCAAUCAUGAUUGUAGUGGGCGGUGCGCGCGAAUCCAUAGAGACCGCACAGGGUGGUCGCGACAGCUUGAUACUCUCGAACAGGAAGGGAUUUGUGAAGCUUGCUUUGCGCAAGGGUGCGUCCUUGGUCCCUGUUUACUCCUUUGGGGAGAACGACGUGUUCGGUGUUUUCCGCAGCAGUUGGCUGACAGAGCUGCAGAUCCGGAUGCAGAAGAAGUUGGGCUUUGCAGUGCCUCUCUUCUUCGGUCGCGCGCUUACCGCUGGACUGCUGCAUCGGCUGUUCGGGCUGAACGUGGGCGUUCUUCCUCUCCGGGUGCCCAUUCACUCCGUUGUGGGAAAGCCGAUCCAUCUGAAGAAGACACCCAACCCCUCCCAGGAGGAAGUGGACGAGGCUCACGCUCGGUAUAUGGAAGAAUUGAAGCGAAUACACUCCGAAUGGAAAGAUAAGUUCGAGAAGGAGCGAGAAGACGUGUUGAAACAGUGCGAUGCGGAGCGCGCCAAGAUUUAUCGCAGUGGUCGGUUCCGCUUGGAUGACCACUGCGAGCUAUCUUUUGUGGAGUGA
Prorocentrum cordatum is the source of this 1022-nucleotide messenger RNA. Lineage: Eukaryota; Dinophyceae; Prorocentrales; Prorocentraceae. The record is from the annotation of a GenBank genome assembly.